AUGCCUUCCUCCACGCUGGACCAGAGUCAAUUCGACUCCAUCCCCUCCUGCAUCGAGUCCUUCAAGAACGGUGAAUUCCUCGUCGUCCUCGACGACCCCUCCCGCGAGAACGAAGCCGACCUCAUCAUCGCCGCCGAGAGCAUCACCAAGGAGCAGAUGGCCUUCAUGGUCCGCCACUCCUCCGGCCUCAUCUGCGCCCCCAUCAGCGCCGCCCUGACGGACAAGUACGCCCUGCCUCAGAUGGUCGCCAAGACCGAGGACCCCCGCGGCACCGCCUACACCGUCUCCGUCGACGCCUCCCACGAGUCCGUCACCACGGGCAUCAGCGCCCACGACCGAGCCCUCGCCUGCCGCACCCUCGCC
Messenger RNA from Clonostachys rhizophaga, 363 nucleotides. Lineage: Eukaryota; Fungi; Ascomycota; Sordariomycetes; Hypocreales; Bionectriaceae. The record is from the annotation of a GenBank genome assembly.